This is a messenger RNA of Nyctereutes procyonoides (raccoon dog), 404 nucleotides long. RefSeq names its product cytochrome c oxidase subunit 7A1, mitochondrial. The coding region runs from base 99 to 341 and encodes 80 amino acids. The transcript is spliced from 4 exons. Gene Ontology annotation, biological process: mitochondrial electron transport, cytochrome c to oxygen; regulation of oxidative phosphorylation; mitochondrial respirasome assembly. NCBI's taxonomy places the organism in Eukaryota, Metazoa, Chordata, Mammalia, Carnivora, Canidae. The record is from RefSeq and is a predicted model, not a curated record.
CGCGCCGAGGGCGUGGCCUGGGAUCCCCGGGGAGGGGAGGGCUCCGGGUGUCCUUGGGUUGAGAGGGGAGGUGACAUCGCCGAAGAAGAGGACGCACAAUGAGGGCCCUGCGGGUCUCCCAGGCGCUGGUUCGCUCUUUCAGCUCAACUGCCCGGAACCGCUUCCAGAACCGAGUGGCUGAGAAACAGAAACUCUUCCAGGCGGACAAUGACCUCCCGGUGCACCUGAAGGGCGGGGGAACGGACAACAUCCUGUACCGAGUGACCAUGGGGUUGUGUCUGGGGGGCACUGCCUAUAGCCUGUACUUCCUUGGCUGGGCCUCCUUCCCUCAUAAGAAGUGAGACCAAGAAGCCUGGAGAACCUGAACAAGCAUCAAUAAAUGUGCUGGCUUUUUGGGGAACCCA